Uloborus diversus is the source of this 2293-nucleotide messenger RNA. Its product is annotated as cell adhesion molecule DSCAM-like. Gene Ontology annotation, biological process: cell-cell adhesion; axon guidance. The record is from RefSeq and is a predicted model, not a curated record. The transcript is spliced from 15 exons. Gene Ontology annotation, cellular component: axon; plasma membrane. Bases 50 to 2293 code for a protein of 747 amino acids. NCBI's taxonomy places the organism in Eukaryota, Metazoa, Arthropoda, Arachnida, Araneae, Uloboridae. Gene Ontology annotation, molecular function: protein binding.
GAACGUUGAGGAGGGACGGUGUGUGUUCUAUGCGAUCUCCGCCGUGAACAUGCGGACGGCGAUCUUUUGGAUUAUUCUGGGUGCUUUGGAUUACGCUAUCUCCUCCGAAAACACCGGUGCGCCCGUGCUCCAGCCCUUCUCUCUGUCCGGCCCGGUGGUCCGGGGCCAGACGGUCGCCCUGACUUGCGCAGUGACAUCCGGCAGGGGCCCCUUCACCUUCAGGUGGACCGAUCAGGAGGGGCUGCCCCUGGCCACGCCCUCUCCCGCCCAAUCCGAAUACUCGCUGCUUCUCCUGCGGGCCGUGGACGGCCGGAAGGCCGGCAACUACACGUGUCACGUGAGCAACGCGGACGGCUCGACCAGCCAGGCCGUAGAGAUCUCGGUCAACGAGCCCCCCGAAUGGAUCCUCCUUCCGGAAGACACUGAAGUGGUGUCCGGGAGCGACCUCAGGAUGGACUGUUUCGCGAAGGGAACGCCCGAGCCGGACAUCGUCUGGAAGAAGAAGAAAGCUCCCGCUUCUUUGCCCCUGAACACUGGAGGCAGACGACACGUGAUGUCCAACGGCACGAUGCUCGUGCAGGACGCACGCGCAGAAGACGGCGGCCUGUACGAAUGCAGCGCCUCCAACGGCGUAGGCGAAGAACUGCGGAAAACAGUCAAAGUGACGGUGCACGAACCUCCACACUUCCAGGAAGUAUUAGGCGUCGAACGUGCGCGGAGCGGGAACUCCGUCGUUUUGCGCUGUGACGUCACUGGAGACACGCCCCUUCGAGUCACGUGGACCAGGGACUACAUGGACGUCUGGAACGACAGAUACAAGGUCCAGGAGACGCCCCUGCCCAACGGCCUGAUGUCCGAGCUGUCGAUUUUCCGGGCGAUCAGGAAGGAUGCCGGACUCUACACCUGCUCCGCAACCAACUCCUACGGACAGCAACAGAGGACGGUCAAGUUGAUCAUCCUCGAGCCUCCGUCAAGUCCCUCCGAGGUCCAGGUGCGGGACGUGAAGCGGACCGAAGUCACCGUCCAAUGGGUGGCGCCCCACAGCGGGAACAGCCCCAUCCUCCGAUACCUGUUGCAGUAUUGGAGAGACACAGGGGGUCCUCCGAAACUGGAGGAGGCGAGCAUCCGGGGAGAGGAGAGGAGGGACCACGUACUGGAAGGACUGAAGCCCGGCACCUCCUACAUCGUCCGGCUCAUCGCGGAGAACGAAUUCGGGGCCUCGCCACCCUCCAUCCCCGUUCGAUUCUCCACACAGGAAGAAAGGCCUUCGGGAUACCCGACGGAUUUGAUGGUGUUUUCCAGGGGACUCAACCACCUGAUAAUACGGUGGAAGGCUCCGGCUCCUGAUCAGCAGAACGGGGCCAUCCGCGGCUACGAGUUGGGGUUCAGGGAGGUGGGCGGGGCCCACUACGAGUACCGGGCCACGCCCCUCUCUCCCGGCUCCGCCCAAGAGUUCGUCCUCCAGGACCUGAGAGAGGACACCGAGUACGAAGUGGUGGUGAGGGCGCACAACCAGGCCGGCCAGGGCCCGCCCUCCGUGCCUCUUUUCGCACGCACCAGAAGAAGAGGUCAACUCUCGACUCCCAAGCUGAAAGUGGAAUCGACCGGCGCGAGCACCAUGACACUCACGUGGUCCGGAAACGAAAACGUCCAAGACGCACAUUACCUGCUCUACUACAGGCCGGCCGGCGGGGUUUGGAGGGAGCGCACGGCGCUGGACGGAUCCGGCACCACACUGACCGAUCUCCGCCCGGACACCCUGUACGAAGUGUACGUGCAGGCAGUCAGCGGACAGGACUACAGUCCGCCUUCGGAGACUGUGAGCGCUAAGACGACAGCUCCGGCGGCCCGCUCGCCCCUCCUACGCAGCCAGCUGUCUCCCCCCUCCCAGGGCGGCCUCCCCCACACCACCCUGGUCAUCUCCCUGAGCGUCGUCAUCUCCUGCGUCAUCAUCGUCUGCAUCAUCGCCGCCUCCUGCGUCUACGUCACACGCUUCACCACCACGCAUUCCAUCAAGAGCGUCGUGCACAAUCCCACCGAACUGUGCGAGGGGGCGUCGACUUCGAGGAGCACGCCCCUCUCCCGCCACACCUUCCGGUACGUGGACGUCCACUCCCGCCCCCUGAUGUAUUGCUCCACCCCCGCUCCGGCCCACGUGCCCUCCGACGACUACCCCUCCCCCUACGCCACGCUCCCCCUCCGACACACCUCCAUGGGCGGCAAGCGGUGGCAGAGCGACGACCGGGUGUCCUCCGAGAGGAGCGAGGACGUUUCCGCAACAGAUAAAAAUUAA